AUUUGAUCAUUGUUAUUAAAUAGUUUUCCUUCGUUUACAUUAUAAGUAAAAAAAAAAAUUAUCUCCUCAAAAAAAAAAAAUUUGAAUUUCCUAAAAAAUAUUUUCCCUCUUUUACAUUUUUUUUUUUUUUAUAAAUCUUUUUUCUUAUCUUCUUUUUAUAAAAUUAUGGGACAUGUUGGUUCGAAAAGUAAUUUAAAUCCUAAUAAUAACAAUCGAAGUUCACGUAAAAGCUCAUCAUCAAUUUCAAAAAAACAUUCAUUUAGAUAUGCUAACGGUAGAAGAUUUCAUAAUGAUGAAAAUUCAAUGUAUUUCUUACCAAAUGAUGAAGAAGAAGUUGAUAGACUACAAUUAGAACAUUUCUUGUUUAGAUAUAUUUGGGAAGAUAAUUUUUCAUCGCCGAUUAGAGAUUUGAUCGACAAAGGUGAUGCAAAAGUAUUAGACGUUGGAUGUGGACCUGGAACUUGGUUGUUAGAUAUGUCAACAGAUUUUCCACGAAGUUCAUUUACGGGAGUUGAUAUGUCACCAAUUUACCCUGGUGAUAUAAAACCACGUAAUUUAACAUUUCAUACAGCAAACGUAUUAGAGGGUUUACCAUUCUCUGAUAAUACUUUUGAUUUUGUCUACAUGAGAUUCUUGAUGACCGCUUUCACAGAAGAUGAUUGGCAGAAUAAAGUUAUUAAAGAAUUAAUCAGAGUAUGUAAACCAGGUGGAUGGAUAGAAAUUAUGGAAGGUGAUUUGGUUUUCAAUCCUGAAGGUCCAGCUGGAAAAAGACUGAUGGAUGCAUACCGAUCAACACUUGAAUCCAAACAAAUUAAUCCAAAGAUAAUCAACCAUCUUCAAUCUAUUCUCUCUUCUACAGAAACUUUAUCUUGUUUAACAACUAAAGAAAAAUCUGGUCCAAUAGGUACUUGGGCUGGAAGAAUAGGGGAAUUAUCAUAUCAAAAUUUUUCACAAACCUUACGAGCUUUAAAACCUGUACUCUGUAAAUUAAUGGAAUGUGCUGGUGAAGAAUAUGAUGAAUUGAUGGAGGAAUUUGGAAGAGAGUGCAACUCGAAUAAUACUAAUUUCGUACAUUUUAGAUUUUUUGCUAAGAAGGUCGAAUGAAAUGAGGAUCUAUGUUGUAUAGAAAUUACACAUUUGAAGUUUGAACACUCUCGAUCGAAUCAUCUUUCAAUAAACACUUUUUUAAAUAUUUCCACAUAAUAACAACAAAUAACAUAAUUAUAAUUAUAAUAUUUAAUUCAAUUUAUUUAUGCUAAAAAUUAUAAACCUUUAAGCAUCAUUUUACGAAAUUAAUUAUUAAUUUUAAGCUAG
This is a messenger RNA of Rhizophagus irregularis DAOM 181602=DAOM 197198, 1314 nucleotides long. RefSeq lists its product as uncharacterized. The record is from RefSeq and is a predicted model, not a curated record. NCBI's taxonomy places the organism in Eukaryota, Fungi, Glomeromycota, Glomeromycetes, Glomerales, Glomeraceae. Gene Ontology annotation, molecular function: methyltransferase activity.